UGAAGAGCAAGGCGCCUUCCCUAGGGGCACCAAAGUGACUGGAAGCGAUCUCAAACACUUCCGGAUUCCUUUCGAACCCGAAAGGCGGGAAACUGUAACAUAAGGAAAGGGAAAGGAAUCAAGAUGGGAAGAGGCAGGAGCGAUGUUGCCAAGUUUUUGAUGUUAGGAUGGGGUGUUUUCUGGGCAUUGUAGUCGAGAAAACAGAAGUCUUCAGUAGCCACCCGCCCCCCAAGUCGACCCGCAAGUGCAGCUUUUCAUGGAAACCGGAAGUAUAUGUAACUCUUGGGGGGGGAGGGCUUUCUUGCGCAUGCAUCCGGCCAACGGCUCCCGUUUCUCUUUUGCCAUGGAAGCUCCGCGGCGCGUGCCCCUCGGGGUCACGAGGAUCCUGGCGGACACAGACUGGUCUGAACCAUGGAUCUUAGGCCUUGUAUGUUUCCACGUUUCCUGUCUAUUUCUCACUUAUUUUUCCUUCCGCCACUACCACCUGCAAAUAGGACAUUUUCUUUCUAUCAUGGUCCUGGUAUUAUGUGCCGAAUAUAUAAAUGAAACAGCUGCUGCUAAUUGGAGAUUGUUUUCAAAACAUCAGUACUUUGAUUCAAGAGGACUGUUUAUUUCCUUAGUGUUCUCAGCACCAUUACUAAUAAAUGCCAUCAUAAUUGUGAUUGCCUGGGUUUAUAAAACAGUGAAUGUAAUGACAGAACUCAAGACAGUGCAACAGAAAAGAAAAGCAAGAAGAGAAAAUAAGAAAAGUCAAUGAACAGAUUUUUUCUUUAAUUUUGUUUACAUAAAAGCUGCCAUGCUGUUUUCUCUCUCUCUCUCUCAGCUAGUUCAUACUGAGGCAGCAGUAAAAUAUUUUCUGUGAGUAAUUUAAUGUGACACACAUUCAGUGUACUUUUAUACACUAAUUUAUUGAGAUUAAUGUUCUUUCAUCCAAGGUAAUUAUGGACUUUGUGCAACAAGUGUGCUAACAAGCCAAUGAGAAGCAAAAUAUAUGUGUAUGUACAUAUGUAUAUUCAUAAUUGCAGGCAUUCCAUUUCCUACCAGUUCAAAAUCAUAAAUGAAUGUCAUGCCCAUAUCGAUUGUCUCCCCUAUGGCAACUGUCAUAGCUUGCAAACUGAACAUGUAUAUAAUAUUUUGUUGUGUAAAACAGCAGAAACUGUAGAACUAAACAUAUUUAUUUCAAUAUAA
Messenger RNA from Pogona vitticeps (central bearded dragon), 1188 nucleotides. It is a transcript of the gene TMEM18, whose product is annotated as transmembrane protein 18. NCBI's taxonomy places the organism in Eukaryota, Metazoa, Chordata, Lepidosauria, Squamata, Agamidae. Gene Ontology annotation, cellular component: nuclear membrane. The record is from RefSeq and is a predicted model, not a curated record.